This is a messenger RNA of Microplitis mediator, 1757 nucleotides long. RefSeq lists its product as uncharacterized. Lineage: Eukaryota; Metazoa; Arthropoda; Insecta; Hymenoptera; Braconidae. The coding region runs from base 237 to 1082 and encodes 281 amino acids. The transcript has 5 exons. The record is from RefSeq and is a predicted model, not a curated record.
CAAUUUUGUCCCGUCUUUGCGAAACUUAAGAAAAACCCAACGACAAAAAAAAUUCCUUAACAAGAGUUUUAUGAGCGUGGUAGCACUGAAAAUAAUAAUAAUAAGUAAAGCCACAGUGAGCCUUUCAGCCAUUUUGGUUUAUUUUAUCACAAAACUGAAGCAACGUGACACGCUGUAUUGUGAUUUUAUAAAGUGUUUUUUUAAAAAUUGAAUAAAAUUAAAAGAAGAUAAUAGACAUGACUAUUUGUAGUGUUCAUAAUUGCACACACUCCAGAAAAAAUGAUGUAUGUAUUUUACAUCGAUUUACAUCGAAUGAAAAAAUUUGUAAAGAGUGGGUUCGUCUUCUAGGAGAUGAGGACCUUUUGGGCCUUACACCACAAAUGUUGUAUCAAAAAAGAACCGUUUGCGGUUGUCAUUUUACGGACGAUGAUUAUGUUUCUUUCAAAAGAAAGAAACUGAAAAGUGAUGCGGUUCCAUCAAUAUUUGCAACGGAGAUCAUUCCUUUAAAUGACGAGCAAAUGAAGUCUUUUAUGCCUCAAAAUAAUGUGGUUGAAUCUAGCAUAGCUGUUCGAGUUUCAGUGGACCACGAUGACUGGCAGAAUAGUUUGAAUAAACGAAAAUCACAUGCAAUUGAUACUUGUGACUUACAAGUUGCUGAAAAUGAUACGUUUAUUAAUGACGAUAUUGAAGCAAGCCGGACGCCAUUAAAUGUGAUUCAACAAAAAUCUAAAAGAAGAUCGGUAGAUAUGGGUACUAUCGCGACAAGUGUUAGAGAAGCGACUCCUAGAAGGCAGAGAACACGUUCAUCAGAAUUAGCGUUUGAAAUGUUGGAUACGAAUUCAACAGUUCAGAAAGUUUAUCCGUUCCCAUUCAAUGAAAGCAGCAAUAUUAACGGCUUGGAGUAUGUAAAUAUGCAGCAAGUGGUAAAAAAAAAAAAAGGGAUAUCUCAUCAAGCACUAUUAAGGAGAUUGAAUGGUUAUUUAAAAUAUAUGGAGACUUCACCCGCUGAGGAACUGGUUUCCAAAAUUGAUUCAUUAUUAAACAAUUAUUGUAAACCCAUUAAUUUUCGACGUGUGUGCUGAAUUUAUAAGCACGUCGCGUCACAAAUUCCAAAAAAACAUAUUAUUAUACGCCCUUUUGGCCUAUGAAAGUUUUCUAAACCUAUAAGGGCGUAUAAAAAUAAGUCAUUUCUGAAUAAGUAACGCGACAGAAUGUACGCGCACUUUGAAUUGUAAAUAUUUUUUGAAUUUAUAAUCGUGUUGUGUGUAUACAUAUUUAUAUAUAUUUUUUUCAUUAAUUACUUAAAUAACACUAAAUUGUAAAUAUUUUAUACAAUUGCAAGCGCAUUAUAUGUAUAUUAAUCUUAGCGCGCGAAUUUACAUUUCUUGGCAGUCAAUCAUUUAUUAGGUAUAAAGUUGUAAAUAUUUGAUUAAAUUACGAACUAGUAAAAUUGUUAGUAAAGUUGUUACUAUACUUAUUCAACAACAAUGUAAUAUUUUAAACCGACAAGUGAAAUUUGACGAACAAAAGGCAGCAAAUGACAGGAAAAUCUCUGAACUUAGUGGUAAAGGCAAAUGAACUGUUAGCUGGUUUAAUUUGGAGCGUUACGUUGUCUCAUGAAGAUUUUAAUGUACAGGCUUCGAGUGAUUUCCCUAUAUGAGACAUUUUAAUAUUACAAAUAUUUAUUUUCAAUUAUUUUCAUAUCUUGUUCGUGAUUGAUUGUUAUACAAUAAAAUUUAAUUUAUAUAUUUUUAUAA